Molecule: messenger RNA, 2643 nt
Organism: Asparagus officinalis (garden asparagus)
Lineage: Eukaryota; Viridiplantae; Streptophyta; Magnoliopsida; Asparagales; Asparagaceae
Product: putative receptor-like protein kinase At3g47110
Exons: 1
Coding region: 1-2643 (880 amino acids)
Biological process (GO): protein phosphorylation; hormone-mediated signaling pathway
Cellular component (GO): plasma membrane
Molecular function (GO): protein kinase activity; protein binding; ATP binding
Source: RefSeq, a predicted model, not a curated record
AUGGAGUUUUCUCCCUUCCUCUUCUCAACCAUUCAGUUAGUCCUCUUCUUCUUUCCCUCAACCUCAUCGUUAGAGCAUAAUAACCUCACUGAUCUCUCAGCGUUGCUGGCCUUUAAGUCCCAGGUCGGAGAUCCUUACAACAUUCUCUCUGGCAACUGGACCACUAACACCCCCUUCUGCAAUUGGAUGGGCGUCUCAUGCAGCCGUCGAAGGCCAAGAGUUGUUUCCCUUCACCUUGCAGACUUACCCCUCCACGGCACGAUCUCCCCUCACAUCGCAAACCUCUCCUUCCUGUCCUAUCUUAACCUUACCAACAACAGCCUCGCUGGCGAAAUACCUGAGACUGUUGCACAUUUGCCUCGUCUUAAAUCACUUACCCUCAAUAGGAAUCAACUUUCUGGUUCAAUACCGCCUCCUAUCUUCAACAUGUCUUUGCUGACUGAACUUUUCCUCGAGAGAAACAACCUUUCAGGGGCCCUCCCUCCGGAUAAUGGCUUCUUUCAGAUGCUUCCUCGUAUUCAAAACCUCAGCUUGCAAAUUAACGAGCUCAGUGGAAACAUACCGUCUUCACUUUCUAAUUGCUCUCACCUUCAAAGGCUCUCUUUAUCACACAGCGCUUUUAGUGGAAACAUACCAGCGGAGCUUGGAAAAUUGAAGAAGCUUACUAUUCUGGACAUUUGGGAUAAUGAUAUCUCAGGUGGUAUACCGAGAACUUUGGGAAACCUUACGAGUUUGACUGAGUUAGAGAUCGGAGCAAACAACAUCGACGGGCGAAUUCCUGAGGAGUUGGGUGAUCUUGUGAACCUGCAAAUUUUAUAUCUAGGUCCUAGCGAUACCCUAACAGGUCCUAUACCGGUUUCAUUCUCGAACAUGUCAUCGCUCCAAGUUAUAAAUUUGUCCGAGUGCAAACUUACUGGAUCAUUACGUGUGAACUUUGGAAACAUGCCUCGACUUCGGAAGUUGUAUCUAGGAUGGAAUGAGUUAAGUGGAGGGUUAAAUUUCCUCAAAUCGCUUUCGAAUUGUGAGUUCUUAGAGUUUGUUGGAUUGUGGAAAAAUCAUCUGGAUGGUCCUCUCCCAAAUUCCAUAGGUAAUCUCUCCACAAAUCUUCAAACUCUCGCUGCUAGCUCAAACCAUAUCAAGGGUAAAAUUCCAGUUGGAAUCGGUAAUUUGUCUAGCUUGACAGUUCUUGAUUUUGGUGAUAACAAGAUAACUGGAACAAUACCAUCAGAGAUCACAAUUCUAGAAAGCCUUCAAUGGCUAAGCUUGGGUGAGAACAAAUUAUACGGCUCCGUCCCACAUGAAAUUGGCCGAUUAAGAAGUUUAAUUAAACUGUUUCUCGGUGGAAAUUCUCUCUUUGGAUCCAUACCUGACUCACUGGGAAAUCUAAGUGCACUAGAACACUUGUCGCUGCAUACCAAUGAACUAUCUUCAGAAAUUCCUCGAAGUAUAUGGAAUUUAAAUCGCCUAAUUGAAUUGGAUCUAUCACAAAACUUUGUCAAUGGAUCCCUGUCUUCAGCAGUGAGGAACAUGGUAGCCCUAGCCUCACUAAAUAUAUCAAUUAAUCAACUAUCAGGAAACAUUCCAAGUGUUUUCAAAGAGCUCCAAAUGCUAAGUAUUUUGGAUCUUUCAAACAACUCAUUUGAUGGGCAAAUUCCUGAAUCAUUUGGCGAUCUUAUUAAUGUGGCAGUUUUGAAUCUUUCAUGCAAUAAUCUCUCAGGUGUUAUACCCGAUUCCUUAGCCAAUCUCCGGCAUGUCAGCAGCAUGAAUCUAUCUUUCAACAAAUUGGAAGGACAAGUUCCAAAUGGGGGUGCGUUUUUGAAUCACACAGUUACAAGUUUGGUAGGCAAUGCAGCACUAUGUGGAGCAAUCAAGCAAGGUUUUCCACCCUGCCCUAAAGAACAUGUUUCUAAUUCGAGCUUAGGAGUGCAGUUGCUCAAGUAUCUCCUACCUGCUAUUGCUCUCAUUGCAAUCCUUGUUGCUUGCGUUUGCCUUUUCUUGAAAUUUUAUCCAAAGAAAGCCAAGAAUCCAGACACUGGAAGCAAACUAUCUCGUAAUAACUACAGAUUGGUUCCAUUCCAUGAACUUGUUCGCGCUACGGAAAAUUUUAAUGAGACAAACUUAUUGGGAAGGGGAAGCUUUGGGUCUGUCUAUAGAGGAUGUCUCGAUGACGGACUGCUUGUUGCUAUAAAGGUUUUUAAUUUGGAAGCUGAGGGAGCUUUGAGGAGUUUCGAUGCAGAAUGCAGUGCUUUGAGGAUCCUUCGUCAUCGAAAUCUAGUUAAAAUCAUCACCGUUAUUUCCAAUUCGGACUUUAGGGCACUCGUGCUUCCUUUCAUGUCUAAUGGAAGCCUUGAAAAGUGGUUGCACUCAUCGGACUAUUAUUUGAACCUACUGCAAAGGAUUAAUAUAGCGAUUGAUGUGGCAUCAGCACUUGAAUAUCUUCAUCAUAAUAGUGGUCAGGUUGUGGUGCACUGUGAUCUGAAGCCCAGCAAUGUGUUGCUGAAUGAAGACAUGACUGCACUUGUGAGUGACUUUGGCAUUGCAAAACUUUUGUUCGGUGAAAGCUGGAUGGUCACUUCAACAAGCACACCGGGGACAAUUGGCUACAUGGCUCCCUUUAUAAAUUAUAUAAAACCCCUGAACUGA